CUGCGGAAGUCUGGCGCGAGUGGUUUUUCUUUUAAUAAAAACUUUUUUCAAGUCUUUGAUUUUAGCCAUUUUUGCGGAGUUUGCAGUGCUCCUUACCCCUUUCCAUCCUUUCUCCCUCUGGAAUUCUUUUUCUCGUCAACAAUAAACAUUUUUUACCAUCAACGGAGCAGACCGGGUAUGAACGUUUUGUAAUUGAAAGUGUAACUGUUUAAAACCACGUCGAGAUAGUAGUCAAGAUGGACAAAAAGUCCUUUGAAACGGUGCUGGAUGAAAUUAGAAAGGCUGUUUUGACAGAGUACAAAUUAAAAGCAAUUGAAUAUGUACAUGGAUACUUCUCUAGUGAUCAGGUGGUUGAUUUACUGAGAUACUUCUCCUGGGCUGAGCCUCAGUUGAAGGCAAUGAAAGCAUUACAACAUAAAAUGGUGGCUGUUCAUCCAGCAGAAGUGGUCAAUAUACUCAACUGCUUCACCUUCAGUAAAGACAAACUAGUUGCUCUUGAACUGUUAGCUUCAAACAUUGUUGACGCACAGAAUUCUCGUCCCAUUGAAGAUUUAUUCAGGAUAAAUAUGUCUGAGAAGAAACGGUGUAAGAGAGUUCUUGAACAGGCUUUCAAGGGAGGCUGCAAAGCUCCUCACGCUAUGAUAUCUUCUUGUGGAACGAUUCCAGGAAAUCCAUAUCCCAAAGGAAAGCCUAGUCGCAUAAAUGGAAUUUUCCCAGGAACCCCUUUGAAAAAAGAUGGUGAAGAAUGUACCAAUGAAGGCAAAGGAAUAGCUGCACGGAUUCUUGGACCAUCCAAACCACCUCCUUCGACGUACAAUCCACAUAAACCUGUUCCUUAUCCCAUCCCUCCGUGCCGGCCACAUGCAACUGUUGCACCAAGUGCUUAUAACAAUGCAGGUCUGGUACCAUUAGCCAAUGUCAUAGCUCCAGGUGUCCCUCCUCCACCACCAUACACUCCUAAUCCAGUAGGAACAGAAAAUGAAGACCUUUCCUAUCAGUCAAAACCUACACAGAACCAAACGUUUUCCAUCCCAGCCAGUCAGCUCUUUUCUCCUCAUGGUUCUAAUCCUUCCAUUCCUGCUGCAACCCCUGCCCCUACUGCGUCACCCAUCAAGGCCGUGAAUCAUCUGUCAGCAUCAGCAGCCACCGGCGCUCCUGGGACCAACACGCCCAGCACCGUUCUUCCCGUCUUCCCAGGGCAGGUCUCCUCAGCCCUUCAUACGUCCCAGCCGUCGGCACCAAAUCCAACAGUCAUCAGAACCCCUUCCUUGCCUACUGCACCUGUUACUUCCGUUCACAGCACAACAUCUGCUCCCGUUCCUUCAGUUUUUUCUGGUCUCGUUCCUCUGCCAGGCCCUUCUGCUGCUCCUCCCCCAGCUGCUCAGUCUACGUCUACCCCUCGGGCCGCCCCUGCUUCCAGUGAAACAUUCGCUUCUACUUCUGCCCCUUUCUCUAGCCUCCCCUUUUCUGCCACCUCUACUGCUGCUUCUACCAACACCCCGAAUUCGGCUUCACUGGCGUCGGUGUUUGCAGGUCUCCCCUUAACACCAGCAUCCCAAGGGGUAUCCACCCCAACUCCUGUAAUUGCUGGUGGUUCUGCUUCCGGUGCUGCCGGCCCACUGGGCGUCGGUAAUCCUCUUCUAUCUGCUUUAAAAGGCUUCCUGACGGCAAGCGAUACCGGCUUAAUCAGCUCUUCUGCUUUAUCCUCCGCUGUUACAAGCGGGCUGGCUUCCUUAUCGUCUCUUGCUAAUCAGAACUCAGAUGCUCCUGCUUCAGCCUCCGGCAAGUGCUACGCCCCCUCUGCCAUCCCCACCCCGCAGAGGCCGUCCACUCCAGGGCUGGCCCUGUUCCCGGGCCUUCCAUCGCCUGUGGCCAGCUCCACGUCCGCUCCCCCUGCUGUGCCCGUGCAGUCUCCCUUAGCUGUGCCCACGUCGUCUGCCACUUCAGUGCCCCCCAGCUGUGGCGCCUCAGCUUCCCUUUUGCACGGCCCUCACCCUGGUAACUCAGAUGUGCGUAUUUUGUCUAGCCCUGCUGUAACGACUCUUCCUGUCACGAUCAAAACUGAGCCCACAAGUCCUACUCCCUCGGCCUUCAAAGGCCCAUCUCAUUCCGCUAAUCCCUCUCAUGGCGCGUCAGCCUUGUCGGGGACCGUGGGCCGAGCGUACACGUCACCGUCGGUGCCCAUCAGUCUGUCUACUUGCCUUAACACUGCAUUGUCAGGUCUCUCUAGUCUGAGUGCUCCCUUGAAUGCUUCUAUUUCCCUCCCCCCCAACGGCUCCGCCACUCCCAUCGCUCCAGUAUUCACUGCUCUUCCUCCUUUUACUUCUCUGACUGGUAAUUUUCCUGUAACUGGCAACCCCUCUCUUAACCCGUCAGUGUCUCUUCCGGGCUCCUUAGUAGCCACCUCGUCUCCGACGGCCACCUCCUCCUCUCUCCCUCACCCUGCUUCCACAGCAGCGCUUCUCUCAGGGCUUUCUGCCUCUGCCCCCGUCUCGGUAGCCCCUUUUGCCCUCAACUUGUCCACUGCUGUCCCCUCCCUUUUCUCAGUUACGCAAGGACCUCUGCCGUCCUCAAAUUCGUCGUACCCUGGCUUCUCUGUCUCUAAUGCCCCCAGCGUUACCCCUGCUCCCCCAUCCUUCCCAGGGCUGCAGGCGCCCUCCACAGUGGCAGCUGUCACCCCGCUGCCUGUCGCUGCAACAGCCCCGUCACCUGCCCCAGUCCUCCCAGGAUUUGCGUCAGCGUUUAGUUCCAACUUCAACUCCGCUCUGGUUGCACAAGCCGGAUUAUCAUCUGGGCUUCAAGCUGCAGGUGGCUCUGUUUUUCCGGGCCUUUUGUCCCUCCCAGGUAUCCCAGGGUUUUCCCAGAAUCCUUCACAGUCCUCUUUGCAAGAACUACAGCAUAAUGCAGCUGCACAGUCAGCAUUGUUACAGCAGGUCCAUUCAGCUUCGGCUCUGGAGAGCUAUCCAGCUCAACCUGAUGGGUUUCCUAGUUACCCUUCAACGCCAGGAACACCAUUUGCUUUGCAACCAGGCCUCUCCCAGAGUGGGUGGCAGUGAAUAGAUUUUCAUUUCUCUUCUCCUUUGGAGCAGCAUCAGAAUUGCCUGAGGACUGCAGUGAACAAUCUGACCAAUGUGAAGCUGGAAAGAGUCCCACAGUGAGAAUGAGGGUAGUUGUGAGAAGAGUUUGAAAAUCAUGGUUGCAUUUUUUUCACAGUUUUAAGUGUGAGUGCCCCCCUAUGUAAAUAUACUGACAACAGACUCUGUGGAGAAUAGGACUCAAAAAGCACUUGGGGACUUGUCACCUGCCAUCCUCUGAGGUCUUGAAUUGUGUAUGUGAGCUGCUUAGAGAGAACAUGAAAGAGGUUGAACUCUAUAGCCGAAUACAGCCUUAAACCUGCUUGUGUGGUGUCUGCUGACAGAAGUGAUAGAUGUGCCUCAGACUGACGGGUCGCAUGUGGCCCCGGGGGAGUAGCUGCCCUUGGCGUGCACGAGUAGUCCCCAGGAGUACAGUGGGGACUCUGCCCCAUGUGUGUCUGCAAAGGGGAACUCGAGACCCACAGGUAUUUUUAAUUUAUGAUAUUAAUGAUCAUACAUGUACUGCUGAAUUUAACUCAAUAUAUUUCAGGUAAGUGAAAAUGGUGCUUAAUGUAGUCUUUAGAAUGACUUUCAGGUGUUUUCACUAAAACUGCACACCCAGAACUACUUUCUUACAGAAAUACAAGUAAGGCUUAUGGUACAUGAUUUGCCUUCAAAACAUAUUAUUUAAUGUCAGCAGUAUCCAAAUGAAUGAGGAACAUUUGACUGACUCUUCCAAAACCAAACCAAACCCACUGCUGUGGAGUGGAUUCUGACUCAUAGUGACUGACCCUACAGGACGGUAGAACUGCCCCAUAGGGUUUCCAAGGCUGUAAUCUUCACAGAAGCAGACUGCCACACCUUUCUCCCACAGAGCAGCUGGCGGGUUUGUACUGCUGACCUUUCGGUUAGCAGCCGAGCGCUUAACUCACUGUGCCACCAGGCUUGCUCACUGACUCUUAGGCCACCUCUGUUACACGUUGUGCUCUGGAAGCUCUUGGUGAAUGUUUACAAUCAUGGGAUGUAGUACUUGUAUUUAAAGUAAAAUGCUCAUCUAAAGUAAUUGUGACAGCAAAUAGAGAAGACUUGCUCUGUUAGUAAACAUGCAGCGUGCACUCUGUUGAAGGACUGUGGUAGGAGGAUGUGACUGAAUGUCAGCUAUUUAAAAAGAGUAACUGUGCCACGUUUGGGGAAGAAGAGACGAGAACGAUACCCGAUCCUGUGAUUAAAAGUGGAAACCAUAGAGUCUACUGUAGUGCAUUUCAGCAUUUAGAAGUUUUACUUUUAUAAAGAUGGUGUCUGGAAGAUGUUGCUAAUGUAUUUUCCUUGAACAAACUUUUUAAAUAUAUUAAUAAAUAUUCCUGUAUGAUUAGUUUUUAACAGUUUUUUAAAAUAAACUUUAUGGAUAUGACAACUAUUUUAUAAGUGUUUUUAUUAACUACUUAGAUAGGCUUUUUAAUUUUUUUGUCUGUGCUGGAGCUAAUGUACAGGCAGUCCCCUGGUUACGAAUGGCCCUUAUGAACAAUUGUCCUUGCCCUUUAAUAUUACGUUAAUUGGCCCUCACUUUGAAAGGUUUGAACCAACCCCUGCUCACAACAAACUCAUCAUCACAGUCACCUUCACUCGCUGCACGUGCAACUUUUAAAUCACUGACAAGGCUUCCAGCCUUUCCUUGCACUGAAGUCAGGCUAAAUAAGAACCGUAGGCACCUGCUCUGCCUUACCUACUUACUUACAAAUUCAACUGAAAGACACAGCUAGGAACAGAUCUCGUUCAUAACCUGGGGACUGCCUGUAUAGAAAAUUUUUGUUCAAAGCUUACAUUCCUAAGACUUUUUAAAGAUACAUUGUGUUCCUUAUAUAUGUCAGCCAUUCAGUCAGAAAGAAUUUACUGAGGAAUCUUUAUACAGUGUGAUGCUGCUGAGGUCUGUGUCUGUUCUAUAUAUAAGCCCCUUGAGAAGAGGAACUCUUCAUCCUUUAGAUGUAUUCUUGGCAUCUGACAUACAUUGGGCACUUAAAGGCUUACAUGAAAGUGAAGAGAACUUUUUUGGCAUACUUGUGAUAAUUACUGGGGACUGGUUUUAUGUAUCUAUCUCACAAUAACCCUGAGAUAAACACGAGUAACCUCAUUAACUAGAUGAAGCCAAAAUGCAAGCUCACACAAUGAGUAAGUGGUAUAUUUGAACCAAGCACUAAUUCCAUACCAGGCUGUUUGUACCACCACAUACUAUAAGAACAUGUGGGAGGGGAGUGAGUACCUUACUGCCUGAGGGAGUCAGUAAGCUUUUCAUUGACACCAAAGUCUUAAAGGACGAGUAACAAUAUCUUCUAGGUUGAGCAGUGGUUAGGAGCUUGGCUGCUAACCAAAAC
Trichechus manatus latirostris (Florida manatee) is the source of this 5443-nucleotide messenger RNA. It is a transcript of the gene PROSER1, whose product is annotated as proline and serine rich 1. The transcript has 13 exons. Lineage: Eukaryota; Metazoa; Chordata; Mammalia; Sirenia; Trichechidae. The record is from RefSeq and is a predicted model, not a curated record. Bases 237 to 3056 code for a protein of 939 amino acids.